This is a messenger RNA of Aspergillus pseudoviridinutans, 2658 nucleotides long. Its product is annotated as ATP-dependent metallopeptidase FtsH/Yme1/Tma family protein. Bases 1 to 2658 code for a protein of 885 amino acids. The record is from RefSeq and is a predicted model, not a curated record. Gene Ontology annotation, molecular function: metalloendopeptidase activity; ATP hydrolysis activity; zinc ion binding. The transcript is spliced from 2 exons. Lineage: Eukaryota; Fungi; Ascomycota; Eurotiomycetes; Eurotiales; Aspergillaceae. Gene Ontology annotation, biological process: protein-containing complex assembly; mitochondrial protein processing. Gene Ontology annotation, cellular component: membrane; m-AAA complex.
AUGGCCACCUUACUCAGACGGCCAGGCAAUCUUGCUCGAUAUUCGAGGAGAGCCGCAGAAUGCAUCAAUCGCACACGUCCGCUGUCUGCGCGUGUUCCACAGUCGAGAUUAUCAUCGUUGAUCGCGGCCCACCGUGUUAGGACCUAUGCUACUGAAACCACCGGGGGUCCGAAGCCCCCGAACGACAAAGGCGGCCAGAACCAUGCAGCGACGGGACCGGGGAAUGACGGCGGUAAACCUGGAGAUGGGAAGACGCCGAAAGAACCCGAGUCCCCUCUUAGUAAGGAGGACCAGGAACAAGUUCAUCUAUUCGUUGACCACCUGAAGAACAAGGUGCCGCCAUCGCAACAUCAGAUGCUGGAUGAUAUGCGGACACUGUUGCUAAGGGAGGGGUUACCGGCGGAGAUGCAGCAGUUCAUCAAGAAGCACAUUCAAUCCGGAAGGCCGGCGUCUCUAAUGGAUUAUGUUAAGUUAACACGAUACAUGUCGCAGCACAUGACCGACUACGCCUACAAACUGAACCAGAUCGAGGAGGAACGGAAUAAGGGGAAAGCCAAGUCAGAGGGGGGUGCACAGGGCGAGCAACAGAAGCAACAACAACAGCAGCAGGAUCAGCAGCAGCAAGAGCAAAAGAAGGGACGAGAUCAGGCGAACAAGCAAACACCUCCGAAUUUCAGGACCUUCGAGUUCAAGUUCGACCCCGCCUCGUUUCUCAUCACCUCGAUCAUCACCUACUAUGUAUACCGCAGCUUCUUUCCUGGGGAAAACAGCAAGGAGAUCACAUGGCAAGAGUUUAGAGCGAACUUCUUCGACAAGGGUCUUGUGGAAAAACUGACGGUUAUCAACCAUGCCGUAGUCAAGGUGGACUUGCACCGCGACGCGUUGGCUCGGGUGUACCCUGACUCGCCGGCGUUACAGCCAAAUUUCCACUAUUACUUUGGUAUUGGUUCCGUGGAUAGCUUUGAGCGGAGGUUGGAUGAAGCUCAGCAUGAGCUUGGGAUUCCAAGCUCCGAGCGGAUUCCCGUCGCCUACGUUGACGAGGUACCAUGGCUUACCACAAUUCUAUCCGUUGCUCCUACUCUUUUCCUGAUAGGUUCUUUCUUCUGGCUGUCGAGACGUGCCGCCGGCGGUGCAGGUGGCCAGAGCGGAAUCUUCGGUAUGGGAAGGAGCCGGGCCAAGCGCUUCAAUCACGAAACCGAUAUCAAGAUCAAGUUCUCCGACGUUGCGGGUAUGGACGAGGCAAAGGUCGAAAUCAUGGAGUUCGUCAGCUUCCUCAAGACACCUGAAAAGUUCCAGAAACUCGGUGCCAAGAUCCCUCGCGGUGCCAUCCUCUCAGGUCCUCCUGGUACUGGUAAGACGUUGCUCGCAAAGGCUACUGCCGGUGAAUCCGGCGUACCUUUCUUCAGCGUCAGCGGUUCCGAGUUCGUCGAGAUGUUCGUUGGUGUCGGUCCUUCCCGUGUCCGUGAUCUUUUCGCCAACGCCCGGAAGAAUACCCCCUGCAUCAUUUUCAUCGACGAAAUCGAUGCCAUCGGUAAAUCCAGAGCCAAGCAGAGCUUCGGUGGAGGUAAUGAUGAGCGGGAGAGCACCCUGAACCAGAUCCUGACUGAGAUGGAUGGUUUCAACACUACGGAACAAGUUGUCGUUCUCGCUGGUACCAACAGACCCGAUGUCCUCGACAAGGCUCUGAUGCGGCCUGGACGCUUUGAUCGGCACAUUGCUAUCGACAGACCAACGAUGGAAGGCCGGAAACAGAUCUUCCGCGUCCACCUGAAGAAGGUUGUGACCAAGGAGGAUAUGGAUUAUCUUGAAGGCAGACUCGCUGCUUUAACACCCGGCUUCGCUGGUGCUGACAUUGCUAACUGUGUCAAUGAGGCAGCUUUGGUUGCGGCUCGUGAGAACGCCGAGUCCAUCACCAUGAAGCACUUCGAGCAGGCCAUCGAGCGUGUCGUCGGGGGUUUGGAAAAGAAGUCACUCGUGCUUUCUCCCGAAGAGAAGCGGACAGUUGCUUACCACGAGGCUGGACACGCCAUCUGUGGCUGGUAUUUCCGUUGGGCGGAUCCUCUUCUCAAAGUCUCGAUUAUUCCUCGAGGCCAAGGAGCUCUGGGUUACGCACAAUAUUUGCCAGCGGGUGGUGACACAUACUUGAUGAACGUAAACCAGCUGAUGGAUCGCAUGGCUAUGACUCUGGGAGGCCGUGUCAGCGAAGAGCUGCACUUCGACACUGUCACCAGCGGCGCCAGCGAUGAUUUCAACAAAGUCACCCGCAUGGCAACCGCCAUGGUAACCAAGUUCGGCAUGUCGCCCAAGCUCAGAUACAUCUACUACGAGGAGGACCCUCAACAGCAGCUUCACAAGCCCUUCUCCGAGGACACCGCUCGGGAGAUCGACAGUGAAGUCCGCCGCAUCGUCAAUGAGGCAUACAACCAAUGCCGCGCCCUACUCACUGAGAAAAAGAAAGAAGUUGGCAUCGUCGCGGAAGAGCUCCUGGCCAAGGAAGUCCUCAGCCGUGAUGACAUGGUUAGACUCCUCGGUCCCAGACCCUAUCCCGACUCUGGGGAGUUCGCCAAGUACUUUGGUGCCGCCCAUGGACAGACCAUUGCUCCUCCGGAGCCUACGCCCCCAAUUGAAGGUUCUGAGGGUGCUAAACCGCCCUCGUAG